GUACCGGAAGCGGCGGCGGAAAUGGCGGCCGGUGCCCCCGAGGCCCUGCCGCGGCGGUGGUUGUCGGCCCCGGGCGGAGCCCGGUGUGUUGAGCCCUGGUGCCUGUUAAGGACGCUGCUGAGCUGAGGAACGACGAGCCCCGGUGCCCGGUGAAGGAGCCCGUUCGGUUGAGCCCUGACGAGCCCCGGUGCCCGGUGAAGGAGCCCGGUGUGUUGAGCCCUGGUGCCUGUUAAGGACGCUGCUGAGCUGAGGAACGACGAGCUCCGGUGCCCGGUGAAGGAGCCCGUUCGGUUGAGCCCUGAUGAGCCCCAGUGCCCAGUGAGGACCCCAGCGGGUUGAGCCUCGACAAACCCCGCUGUCCAGCCACCAAGGCAGCAGCAGCCAGCAGAGCCCCAGGGCGGCUCCGCCAGCCCCGCCAUGCCAGCCCAGGGGCCAUCAGGGUUCCGUCGGGCGCUGGUGGUGCUGGUGGCCGCGCUGGGCUGGCUGCUGGCCCUGCAGCUGCUGCUCGACCUGCGGGCACUGGGGUUGCUGUGCGGGGUGCUGGCGGUGCUGGGCAGCUGGCUGGGCCCCCGGGCCCUCAGUCCCCCUGGCCGGCGGCUCCGGCUGGAGCGUUUUGUCAGCUCCCUGCAGCCCCUGCCCCACUGCCCGGCAGCUGAGGGGCGGCUGGAGAGGGAGAUCGCCAGCACCAUCCGCAAAGUGGUGCGGGACUUUGUUGCCUCCUGGUACCGCACCAUCAGCAGUGAGCCAGCCUUUGAGGCUGAGGUGGAAAAGGCCAUGAUGGGCUUGGCUACCGAGCUGAGGCAGCGGAUGGGGCAAGUGGACCGGCAAGCCCUGGCCCACCGCCUCCUUCUCCUCUGCGGCCACCACUUGCAGAGCUACCUGCAGGCCCGUGAGGCCCUGAAGGGCGAUCCGGAGGGUGGCCAGACCCUGUGGCAGGAGUACAGCCGGCUGAUGGAGCCGCACCCUGCCCUCUCCAGCCCAGCAGCUGAGGUGGGCUAUACCCGGGCUGCUGUGGAGAAGCUGCUGCGGGCACUGGUGCCCCCACCCCACCUGGAGACGCGGACGGGACGCUUUGUGGUGGUGGAGCUAGUCACCUGCAACGUGCUCCUGCCAGCCAUCAGGAAGAUGGCUGAUCCUGACUGGAUCAACCUGCUGCUCAUCGGGGCUUUCUCCAAGAAGCUACGGAGUGAGGAGCCGCCCCCUGUACCCCCAGUGCCUGAUUCUUUGCCCUUCACAGUGCAGACGGACGCUGCCGCUGCUGGGCCGUCCCCCUCCCCAAGGGCCGCAGAGGUGCCCAGGCGAGAGGCGGGUGCUGCUGGUGAGGAUGGAGAGGACCGGACAAGCAGGCUGUGUCACACAGAGGAGCCCUUCCUCCACCCACGAGCCCUGGGCUCCCUCUUCCCCUGUGAGGGUUUGGAGCUGGAGUCCCCUGCAACUGAUGCAGGCCAGGACAUGGACCUGCUGGCACCAUCACCUGCAGGGGAGUUCCUUGAUGAACCCCUCCAGGACACCUCCACUGUGCUGGAGGGACCGGCUGUUUCUGAGGAUGGUAUGGGUGACCUGGAGGAGGGCAUCGCUACCAGCUUGGAUGCCAGCCUCCUUCCCACCUCUGCUUUUGUACUGAGCUCCUGCCCUGACAUCCAAAUUGACCCCGCAGUUGAGAAGGAAGAGGAAAGCCUGGCUGUGCUCAAAAAGUCCUCUUCGCAGAGGCCCUCUAGCUUGGGGAAAGAUCUGGGGGCAGCAGAGGGCCCAUCACAAACCUCCCCAGACCCAGGGCAGACUCUGCCCUUGCUGUCAUCCUCCCCAACGGCUUCCAUCAGCACCUUCAGCUUUGAGCCCCUCAGCAGCCCCGACGGGCCGGUCGUCAUCCAGAACCUGCGGAUAACUGGGACCAUCACUGCCCGAGAGCACAGCGGGACUGGCUUCCACCCCUACACCCUGUACACUGUCAAGUAUGAGACGGCCCUGGAGAGUGAGAGCGCGGGCAGCCUUCAGCAAAUGGCUUACCACACCGUGAACCGCCGUUACCGGGAGUUCCUCAACCUCCAGACCAGACUGGAGGAGAAACCAGAGCUCCGCAAGUUCCUGAAAAAUAUCAAAGGCCCAAAGAAACUGUUCCCUGAUCUCCCAUUUGGGAACAUGGACAGCGAUAAAGUGGAAGCCAGAAAAAGUCUGCUAGAAUCUUUCUUGAAGCAAUUGUGUGCAGUCCCUGAGAUUGCAAACAGUGAGGAGGUGCAGGAGUUCCUCGCCCUGAACACUGACGCCAGGAUCGCGUUUGUCAAGAAGCCCUUUGUUGUCUCCAGGAUAGACAAGAUCGUUGUCAAUGCCAUUGUGGACACCUUGAAGACGGCAUUCCCCAGGUCAGAGCCCCAGAGCCCCACGGAGGAUCUUAGCGAGUCUGAAGUGGAUGGGAAAUCUCAGACAGACGGGAAAAAGGCUAACAAGCCCAGGCUGAGGUUCUCAUCCAGUAAAAUUGCUCCAGUGCUGAGUGUGAGUGAAGCACAUGACAGGAUCGUGUACUCUAUCAGGGAGGGCAGCGCUGUCUCUGGCACCCUGUCGCUGGCUUCUAUGGAGUCCUUCAUCCAGAAGCAGGAGAAGCUGCUGGAGGCAGUCCCCACCAAAGCUCCUGAAGGCGAGGGAGGCAGAGAAACUAAGGAAAGCUCCGUGCGGGAGUAUACGGUCGGGCUGGGCGCAUUGGAGCAGGGGGCACAUCCGGACACAGACUCUGACUCUGAGACAGCUUUGGCUGACCUGGCCCUGGACGUGCUUCGUCUGCUGCUGGUGGAUCACUGGAGCUGGCUGUGCACGGAGAACAUCCAGAAGGUCUUCCACCUGCUCUUCGGGACCCUCAUUCAAAGGUGGCUGGAAGUCCAGGUCGUUAACCUGACCUGCACCCAGCGUUGGGUCCAGUACCUCCAGUUGCUGCAGGAGUCCAUCUGGCCUGGAGGAGUUUUACCAGCAGUGCCUAAACCAGCCAGGACAGAGGAACAGAAGAAAGCAGCAGCAGAGCAGGCCCUGCAGAGCCUGAUGGAGAUAUUGCCUAAUGUGAUCCAAGAAAUCCUUGGAACCAGUAAAUGUCGGAUGAGCUGGAAACUGGUACUGGAGUCCCUGGGCCAGCCUGUGAUAAACAGGCACCUGGUUUUCUGCCUCUUGGAUAUUCUGCUGGAGUUCUUGGUUCUGAAGGGCUCCAGUGAUGAGCUCGAGACCGCAGCUGUCGCGCCGUCUGCCUCUAGCAGCCUGGACAAGACAGGCAUUUCAGCACAUUAACUGGGGCUGGUGUAGCCAGCAGUGGAGGAGAGAAGCAGCCACAGGCAUGGGUUGAUUUGAUUUUCAGUAUUUACUGAACAUGUCUGGGAGCUUCUUGUAAUGAAUUUUUCCAGCCGGUGCUAAAUGAGGCAGCUUCCAGGCUUCUCUGUUUUGGCUGGGUGAUGGAUUAAACCCAGUGUAAGGAGCUGAAGAUGCUUUUCUGCCGUGUAGUGUCUGUUCCAUUGCUGACCUGAUGGAGAGCCUGGAAUGAAGAUGCCUGACGUCUGCUGAGCUGGACAACCUGAGAAGGAUGUGCAGGCUGCCCACAAGCCCCGUUGUCUUGCCCCAGUGUUUCUGAACACCUCUAACAUCUGAAGGCAGCCAGCACGCAAGAUUUGCUUUUGUGGCCUCAGGCUCCACCUGACACUGGCGUGCAGAGACUUGAUGUGAGGGUAUCUCAUUGAUAGAUAUUUCUCCAGGAUGGGUGAAGGGAUGGCUGUCCCUGCUCUCUAAGCAGCCUGCCCUGUGCCUACGCUGCACCAUCUGUUUUACCAGAAGGAACACAGGGAGCGAAUGGAGCGUGGAGAUGUGGUGAUAGCCCUGCAGUCAGCAUCAGGGACCCAUCCCCACAGCCCAGAUAACUGGGAGGUCGAAAGCAGUGCAGAAAUCAAAGCUGCUGUUCUGCCUUAGGGACAAAGAUAAGCUGCCUCCUGCCGCCACUGCUCUGAUGUGGUCUUGUUCUGGCAUCUUUUGCUGCCUGAACAGCAGGAUGCAAGUAGGGUAGGCUGUGGUCCUGGAAAAGAGAACUAUCCCCAGGCUAAAGGGGAAUGGCAGCUUAGCUGGACUUCAGGAUUACCUUGUAUUUUGCCUGCUGAGUCACGGUUCAGUCCCAGAGGCUGUCACUUGGGAGGCCCAGGAGAAAAGGAGCUGACCAAUAUGUGACACACAGCAUGUAAAUCAGCUUCCACACAAAAGUGCUUGUCACAGUAAGCUCUGGGAGAGGAGGGAGCACCUCUGAGCCUGGGACAAAUACCGGACGCAUGUCGUGGGCAGCCAGGAGGUUAGAGUGCAGCGAUGGGCUUGAGAGCACCACCUUAGCUCUGGUGUUGAUUGCACUGUCACCAUGUUUUGGUUUACUAUGCCUGCUAUUGCAACAGCUGUGUGCAGAGGGCUCCAGAAAGCUUGUCAGCUCACGAUGUCCAGUGCCGCCCAGCACAGAAUGGCAUGUCGAAUUGGCAGCUGCUUUUCCGGAUCAUCCAAGACUUCAGUGGUUUUGCAAGCUUAAGUUGUCCAGCUGUCAGUUGUGACAGGGGAGAUGGACAUGGAGAAUAUGGACACGGAGAAUAUGCACCAACAGUCCAGUUUGGUGACCCGUUUUGGUGUAUUUCCUGGAAAAAAAUAUGAACUGACCAGUGCCGGACUUUGCUGAUCGAGGGAAUGCUGCUCCUGGUGUUCUCUACAGAUUGAAGCGCUUAGGAGAGGAGACCUCGCAAGAGGGGAGCGGCAGGAUCACAGCUAGUUUCCACGUUACAGUACCAAAUGGUGCAUUUCAUACACCAUGCUGUCUCUCGGAGCUGGAGACUCUGUGGCGUGUUUGGAUAAAAGGUCACGUAGCUCCAACAUGCGUACAACUGGAAGCAUAUUCUGCUCUUUCCAGAGGCAGCUGCUUAAUAAUGGACAAACAGUGCUGUUUCGGGGGGAGAAGGGGUGUGUGUGCUGCUUUGUGUUUCUGGUGGGGGUGUUGUGUGAAAGUACGGGGAAGGAUUAGCUUGCUGCCAGCAAGUGUAUUUUUAGGGAGCUCCAAGGACAUCCCAAGACGAGGCAGAAUCCAACGUAACGAAGCAAAGCAGUUCUGCAUCGUUUAUCAGGGCCAUUUCUCAUUAAUGGCACUUUUGAGAUGGUAGACUUGCCACCUCCUUGGAAAAGAAGGGAGCAUCUACACUAAACUCCUUAAGAGUAGAUUAGGCAAAGCAUCGGAGAGUGUCCCAUAUGGGAUAAUCCCAAGUGGCCAAGCAGCAGGUUGGGAAGCAGGACUCCCAUAUGCCUCAAGCCAGUAUCAGCCUGGAGCGGCCACUUCACCCUCUCCUUCACUGCCAGGUUCCUUUUUCCCCUUUUUUUCCCCUCUCUACUACUUCCAUUUAGUGCAUCAGCUGUCCUGGGGAGCGGGAGAAGGAGCCAUCGGCCAGGGAUGAUGUAUCAUAGUCCUGUUGUGCUUGGUGGCUUCCCAGAUGCUCUAGGUGUGUUUGCGUGCUAUUGCUUCCUCAUUGAUUUUAUGUGUUUGGAGCUCCAGGACUGUAAUCUGUCCUUGAUUAGGGAUAACAUUAAGAGACUGUUUGCUGAAAAGGAUCGUUCAGAGGUGGACUGCAAACUGCGCGCUGCCAGCUCCACAUGAGGGCAAAGGUCUGGCACAACUGUUACAGACACGAUGUGGAGUUGGAAGGACAAGCUUACUCCUUUGCUGGGAAGCCCUAGCAUCCCUGCCUUUAACCCUGACCUCUGGCAUUAUGUGAAUGACUCAAUAUUCGUUUGGCCUGAUGGGAAUGCUUUGCCGUUUCCGCUGGCGGGCUCUGAGGAGCGUAGCCUGCGAGCCGGGGCUUCGCUGGGGUGGUGCGACAAUGACUCGUGGUUGUACCAGACAACUGCUUGGUCUGUGCAGCCUCUGCACCUUUCACGGAGGGACCUCGAAGCCUGCACUUUGCAGACUUGCCUGGCAAAGUAGCAACAUCUCCUCUCUGGGUACACCAGAGGAGCUGGGGCAGAGGGAUGAAGUAGGUUUACUUGCGUGUGCUCUUAAGCCAGUGGCAGAGUUGGGAACAGAUCCCAGGCGUCUGGAUUGCAAGAUCUUUGUUUCAAUCUCCAGAACCCCCUUUACUUUCUUAGAGUGAGGAAAACAGAAACCAGGGUUGCUAGAGCCCUUUCUCAUGCACUUACUGGCUAGGCUUCAAACUCCCAUUUUCUCCUUCAUGAGUCUUAGUCCAUUCUCACUGGGUGAAGCUGCCCAGGAGCAGCAUAGGAACAAGAAGCCCCUCUCUGUAUCUUGUUAAGGGAUACAAAAUCCAGUAGAAGUUCAGCUUUUUUCUAAUGCCAGUUUUUUGCCUCACUGUAAUUUUCAGAUUAAAAUGAGCGCGAUGGUGUCAAAGGCAAACUUCUGCAUUCAAGUGGGUUGAUAGUAUUUCCAGUCUUAGUCCAAAAACUCUUUAAUAAAACAAACAAGGCCAACAAAAAAACCCUUUAACUUGCCCUGUGUGUGUAAUACUCCCAGCAACCUCCCUUUUUUUGCAGGGAUUUGUAUAGGAGGCGUCAGCCCUCUCUUACUAAAGGGCGGGUGGUGAGAGCAGCCAGAUUUGAUCUCAAGGAAAAGUUGCAUGCUUCUGUCAUCGUAUUAGGUGCAGAGCAGCACGUGCUUCAGGCGGGUGCUCAGCUCUCGAGGUCCUACUGGACGCAGUGAUCUGCUCCCAGCCCACCGCUUGCUGACUGUCUGGCACUGAGGGAAGCACUUUGUUCCCCGCCUCGGUUUCCCCCAGCACUGGCUAGUUAGAGUGCAAGCUCACUGGAAGCAGGGGCUGCUUGUGUGCAUGUACGACAUGCAGCACAGUGGUACAGAGCUUCAAAGCAGCACCGUAAGCUAAACAGUAGGUUUUGUGUCGAGCCAGAGCUUCUUUUUAGAUCAUGUUUUCAGGAUAAACGAGUGCUGCCCCCGUGUACCGACUCCCUGCGCUCGGACCCCUGUAUUGGCUGUCUGUGGGUGCAGCCUUUCAAGUCUGUAUAGAAGAGCGCUGUCUUGAAAACGUAUUUUGUGGUUAAAUGCGGAGCAAAUGGGUGCUCCCAAGUACCUUGUGACUUACGUUCUGACUCUGUGUACAAUAAUACUCUGUUUCAAACUUG
Messenger RNA from Phalacrocorax carbo (great cormorant), 7131 nucleotides. Lineage: Eukaryota; Metazoa; Chordata; Aves; Suliformes; Phalacrocoracidae. The record is from RefSeq and is a predicted model, not a curated record.